AUGGCUUGCGAGCUGUGCAGCUUGCCACGAGUGUUAAUAGGAUGUAUUGCUGAGCUGUUGCCGCUGCCAGAAGGCCGAAGCGCUCACUUGCACGGAGUUUUUCCCAGCAUGGCCGCGGAGCGGCCAUGCUCCCGGAGUGACAUACUGACAUGUGAAGACUUGCAGCGUGAGUUGCAAGACUUUGCGAAGGAGAAAUUGCCGGAGUUGUUCGAAACAUUUGCCAAAGAAACUGCCAAAAUAUCAUGUGAACAGCUGAAAGAAGUGCUCGACUCCAUGAAGAUCACAAGGAAUGGGCGCAUCGGCACGUCCGCCCCGCUGCUGUUCGAGAGGAAGCCAUCAUUGAAGGCUGUGCCACCUCCGCUACCGGAGGGGGAGCCACUACCAGCUCUGCCAGGCCUAGUCCAGGCAGAUGCAGAGCCGGCAGUGGAUGAGAUCCUACCUGCCCCUGUAUCAUCUGCAGCUAAACCAGCCCAGGCAGAUGGCGCAAGAUCAAGUGUCACAAGCUUUGCCCAGUUACCAGAUCCAGAAGAGGACUCCAAAGGGAAAGAGGAGCAAGAGUCCCGUACUCCAGACGCCCGUAGGAGGCAUCAAAACUCAAAGGACAACGGCUGGGAUGCCCUGGCACAGCGAGUUCAACAAACAGAUACUGUGAAAGAGGUUCUGCAACAGGAAGUUUAUGCGUGGCCGAUGGAGUAUUUGACGUUGACGGUCAUCCUCAUUAAUGCUCUUUGCUUGGGGUUAGAAACCAACAUCAUGGCUGCCAAUUUGUCAGCCACGACACCAGAGGAAUUUAUUGGUCUUGGCUGGGCCUUCUGUGCCUUCUUCACAUUGGAGAUGUUUCUGAAGAUCUCCGCCAACCCCUCCCGAUUCUUUCUUGGAACUGCUUGGCAAUUGAACCUGCUUGACUUCUUUCUGAUGGCGCUUCAGUGGCUUGACGAACCUUGGACAGAUAUGGUUGUCGUUACCAUAUCCACGGCCGAUGAUGGCAACAGCGUGAACCUCAACAUCAUGCGGGCGAUCCGAAUGGUGCGAAGCUACCGCGUGCUGAGGAUGCUGGGCGAGGUACGGGCAAUCAUUUGGUCUGUGAGCACCUCCUUCAAGCCUUUGUUGGGAGCUCUGCUGGUGCUUAUGACGCUGAUCUACCUGCUUGCUGUCUUCCUGGUGGACACGUGCAACUACUACCGAGUGGAUACCGGUAUUUCAGACGCGGGCUUUGAGCAGUUGGGGACGUACUACGGGUCUCUGGCCCAAGGUAUGCUCACGCUGUGGCAGAUCAUCACAGGGGGCAUGGACUGGGCGAAUGCGGUGAAGCCUUUGAUUGACCACACCGGGGCCCAAGCAGUCUUUGUGGUCUUUUGCUAUAUUGCCUUCACGCAGCUGGCCCUACUCAACGUAAUCACUGGAGUAUGUGUCGAGAGCGCUGUGAAGAGGGGGAAAGAGGACAAGGAUACCUAUCUUGUGCAAUAUGUUCGAAGUGUGUUCAAGCGAAUGGAGAGCUCAUCCUCGGGCAUCAUAACAUGGGAUGACUUCCAGGCAAGCCUAAACUCAAGGGACAUGAAGGAGCUUUUCAAAGCUAUUGAUUUAGACAUCUCUGAAGCACAUUGCGUAUUCAAGAUAUUGGACCUGGAUGACGACGGCACCCUCGACGCAGACGAGUUUCUUAGCGGUGCCAUGCCACUCCAGCUGAAAGUUCAUCAUCUGGGCAAAAAGCGCAGUUUGGCCGUUCGCGAAACUGAUCCGAUCGAUGCUGUGAAGCUUUCUGUGCAGCGUCUGCUUGGCUUCAGACCUGCCGCAGUCCUUAUAGAUGGCAUGGAUCUUACGGAGGGCAAGACGCUUGCAGACUACAACGCUGAUGCGGCCUCUGUCAUUACCGUUACGCGGCGAAAGGCGAAAGCAGCGGAUGAAGCACCAGGCAAAGGCCCGGCUGCAGAAGAAGACGAUGUGACGAUAGUCACCCCGCCAAGAAAAGCUGCAAGACCUUCGCGGCGCAGGCCGCUGACAACAAUGGAUGUGGACGCGAAAGCCUUGGCUGAAGCUCAGAGACUACGCCUCGAAGGUCCUUUCAUGGAGGUAGCAGGAUCAUUGGAAGUUGUGGCCAGCGGCCUGCUCCCCAAGAAGGCAGCAGAUGCUCAGACAUUGCUUCAGAGCCUGAACAUGUGCAACGGCUGUGCGCAAGAGGCGCGACAGCUCAUUGCGGAACUGCAUGUUGCAGUCUCAUAG
Messenger RNA from Symbiodinium pilosum, 2220 nucleotides. Lineage: Eukaryota; Dinophyceae; Suessiales; Symbiodiniaceae. The record is from the annotation of a GenBank genome assembly.